CAAAACUCUGAUUCUGAAUUUCUUCUCCAAAACAACAUAGUGCCCCUUUUAAAGGUGCAAUUUGUAAAAAUUGUAGCUCAAAACAGUCAAAAAUUAACUUUAAUCAUCAACAAAAUAUGAAGAAUUAACUGACGCUGUGUCGGAGACUUCUAUAUAUAUUGUGUAGAAGAGAUAUCCACUGAAAUUAGCAUGCUAACCAGCUAGCCUCGAGCCUGAAAAAACUUUUUCUCCAAGCGGCCCAGAGCUCGGGGGCUAGCAGUGUAAACAGCAACACUUCCCUCACAGUCUGGCUAGCUGCACGGCUAACUGAGCUAAAGUCAUGGAUGUAUGAAAAGGACACAGUUAACAGCAGUUAGCAGUCACUCUGGUGAUAUGCUGCUCCUUUAAGGCGGCCCGUUCUUACAUACUGUAUCUUUAACUAAACUUUAUCCAAAAAUCUAACCUGAGAUCUGAACAACAGAAAAGCGGAAACAUGCGCUUAUAAGGAAUAUGAAUGCUUUAUUACUCCCCCUCUCUUUUAGUUGCUGCCCUUGUUGUUUCUAUUUCCUGCCUCGUGUAUCUUCCUGUCCAUCACUUGUCUCACUGUGCUGAAUGAACGCAAAGUGACACAUGGAGAAGAAGAAACCCUCCAACACUGGCUGGUCCAGCUUCCUGUGGAGUGAGGGUGGUGCUGCUGCUGUGUCACGCAGGCAUCAAAUCAUGAAUGUCUGAGUGGGACUUUCAGCCAGAAGUUGGCGUGAAGCGUCUAUUUUGAUCGCAGGUGUUGCUUCAUCCCUUGCCACCUACAUCAGCCAACUCAUGCAAAUUUCAUACUGAACCUCAAUCCUGGCUGCGGGAGAAAAUAUAUUCACAUACGGGGACGCAUUCAUUAUGAUAAUCCUAAAUGUUUACUGUGCGGCAGCUAUAGCCUCGGUGCUGUGCCAAGAACGAGCCGGCAGCAGGCUGAGAAGUGAGUAAAGCUGAGUGGAGAGCUGAAUACUUUUUUUUUUCUUUUUUUUUUUUUUGUGGCGAUGCUCUGACGUCACCGUGUUGAAACAUCUCCGUGUCGCUCGGUGGGGCUUGGAGCUGCCAGAGAGCGCGCUGCUCGGCUCGGUGCGCGAUGACCAUGGAGACGUGCAGGAGUUGGACUCGGCGCGCAGCGGAGGACGCCUGCUCAGAGCACGAACAGGGGAGACCAGACGGAACUGUGUUCAAACGCUGCGAGGACGAAGUGACAGAAGUGCUGACCGCCGUCUGACAAGGCGCAGAAGUUAAGAUUUCUUCUCCGGGGAGGCCACUUAAACAAUCAGGGGAGAAAAAAAAAAAAAAAAAAAGGACGGAGCGAUUAAAGAUCACUCAAGAAAAUCAUGCGCUGUUCAUGUCCAUGGAGAGAUGGCAUGCGUGCUCCUCCUCGCUCGACUUGUUCCCUUCUCACACCGGCUCACAAGAACAUCCAUGUGCGUACUCUCCCUUUUCCUGUCCUACCUGUGCUACAGCGCGCUCUUCCCCGCCGAUACCAUCAUGCAAAAGUCAGGUGAUCCGACGCCCAGCUGCCAGCGCGCCCCGGCCGAUGGAGCCUCCAACCGGCGCGUCCAGAAGUCCCUGUCGUGCGUCUUGCCGCCGAGCGGCGUCGAGGCACCUCGGCUGAGGGCCGACCAAAGACCUCCUUCGACUCCCCACAUCGUCAGGAACGACACGCCCAGUCCCCCCAUGAGCAAUCUAAAGUUUGGGAAUAAAAAGUUGCCGAACGCCAUCAUAGUCGGCGUGAAGAAAGGAGGGACCAGAGCCGUGCUGGAGUUCAUACGGAUUCAUCCUGACGUGCGAGCGGCCGGCACGGAGACGCACUUCUUCGACAGGAACUAUGACAGGGGCCUGGAGUGGUACAGAGGUUUGAUGCCAAGGACUCUUGAAAGCCAAAUCACGAUGGAGAAGACGCCGAGCUACUUCGUGACUAAAGAGACGCCACACCGGAUCUCCGCCAUGUCGCGGGACACCAAGCUCAUCGUGGUGGUGCGUGACCCCGUCACUCGUGCAAUAUCCGACUACACCCAGACUCUGACCAAGACCCCCGACCUGCCCAGCUUCCAGGAGCUGGCCUUCAGAAACCAGAGCCUGGGCAUCGUGGACACGUCCUGGAACGCCAUUCGUAUCGGCCUGUACGUCCUGCACCUGGAGAACUGGCUCCGCUAUUUUCCCCUGGCUCAGAUCCACUUUGUGAGCGGGGAGCGUCUUAUCACCGACCCGGCGGGGGAGCUGGCUCGGGUGCAAGACUUCCUCGGGUUAAAGCGCAUCGUCACCGACAAACACUUCUACUUCAACCGCACCAAGGGCUUCCCUUGCCUUAAGAAGCCGGAGAGCAGCGGCUCGCCUCGCUGCCUGGGCAAGUCCAAGGGCAGAACUCACGUCCAGAUAGACAGAGACGCCAUCGAUCAGCUGCGGGACUUCUAUAGACCUUACAAUGUCAAGUUUUAUGAAAUGGUGGGUCAUGAUUUCAAGUGGGAGUAGAGGUUUGACACAUAUUUUUAAUCGGUACACGAAAGAUUUAUGUAUUCCACAAAUGUUCCUCGCCUACAGUAAUCUGUCACAGCUAAGGCGCGUAGCUAACAACAGUCUCUAGACGAUUUUCAAGUGAAACGGCAAAAAAAAGCAGUAUUAUUCUUUGAAGUGACACUAAUGAACGGAGCAAAAUCUGGGGUGACAUUGCUUUUGCACUCGUAAUGAUCAGUUACCAGCGAGCAUCGGCACCCUGUUCUCCGCUCGAUGCAGCCGUCACUUCAGCUUCAGCAGCACAUCAUUUCUGUUCCCCCCUUUGCUGUGUGUUAUUGCUGACUAGAUCCCCUGUUUGCUGACUGGUUUAUUUAAAAAAAAAAAAAAAAAAAAAAAAAAAAAAGAAGAAAUGAAAUUCCAAGCAAAGGGAUUAGUUCCUCUUAAAACCUGCUUCACUAAUCAAGGCAGGGCUUGAAAGCAAGACCUUGGAAAAUGUCAGCGAAGUCUUCAGGGAGAGCAGAAUUAAGCUGCAGCUCUGCGGUGGUAAAUCUGAAAAAUGUAAAGCCAUAACGCGAGUGCGAGCCACCUAAUAUCACUUUGCUGUCGGUCUCAUCAGUUUCCAAACAGGGCGAGAGAUUUCUCUCUCCUCCAGCAUGAAUUGGGAGAAGUUUUAGAAUAUGCUGUGACACGCAGCGCCCCACUUUGUUUUAUCUGUGCUUUAUUUUGGAAAAACAAAAAAGAAACAACCCAUGUUUGUAUUUUUGUUGAGGACCAACUGAAUCACUGCCUCGCCCACGAUGCUUGUUCGUGAACUCCAUUAAACGGAAC
This is a messenger RNA of Acanthopagrus latus (yellowfin seabream), 3294 nucleotides long. RefSeq names its product heparan sulfate glucosamine 3-O-sulfotransferase 2-like. The record is from RefSeq and is a predicted model, not a curated record. NCBI's taxonomy places the organism in Eukaryota, Metazoa, Chordata, Actinopteri, Spariformes, Sparidae. The coding region runs from base 1372 to 2484 and encodes 370 amino acids. Gene Ontology annotation, molecular function: [heparan sulfate]-glucosamine 3-sulfotransferase activity. The transcript is spliced from 2 exons.